UUGUUAUGUGACAAUGAAUAAGUUAGCAGGUUUGAGACGUGUGAACACCAGGCGUCAAAUGUGCAUUGCUCUAUAGAGUGGGAGGCGCCGCUGCUAAUGCGCAUGCGCAAUUAGCACUAGCGAGAACUUGCAAACCUUCAGGUGUGAAUAAGUCAGUGAUGAAGAAUGAAGGCGGAGGAGAAAAGUAAGAGAGCCGGAGAAGGCCAUUCACACAGCAAGAAAAGAUCAGCUGAGACAAACGACCACAGAAUUAGAAAGAAAGCGAAAUCGACGAGAUCAGGAUCCAAGGAAAAACUUGAAGAUUCUGAACUGAAUGAAAAGUACCCCAGAUCUUCUGUAAAGAACUCUCACUCAAGGAUUUCACACAAACCUCUCCAGGAGUCUAAGAUCACAAGCUCUGAAAAAGUCAAGUUUGAUGCCGAGAUCAGUGUAUCUGAAGCCGAAAAGGUUAAGGUGGAUUUGUAUGAAGAGUUGGAAAAGAGAGUGGAUGGAAACAAUAACUUGGAGGAAGCAAUGCGGGCACAAGGGAAAGCAGAACAAGAAGGAUAUGAAAUACCUUUUUUACCUGAGGGAACUAAGAACUAUAAGUCUAACAGCACUAAAAGCAGUCCCAAGGAUCCACACAAGAUUACUGAUGACGAAGAUCCUAAACUCCAAGGAAAGAGAUCUGAAAAGCUUCAGAAAAAUAAAAACAGGAAAUGUACUCCUGAUGUCAAUAGUCAUUCAGUAUGUCAGAUUGAUAAUAGCCACACAUCUCUGACAGCUGUGAAAGAGGAAGAUGUUAAAGAGCAAAUCUUUAAUCCCAUUUCUGACCGUGCACAAACAUGUCUGCCUGUUGAGAAUGAUCUAGAGGUGAGAAAUGCUGAAAAGAUGAGGGACAAAGAGUCCACUGUCAGUAUUGCACAGGAUAAAGCACAAGGCCAGAAGAAAAAAAGGAGCUCUCGCAGCACAGAACAAGAGCCAAAGAAAAAUAAAAAGGCCAAGAGGGAAAAGGAUGAGGAAAAGGAAAAACAGAACAAGAAAGGAGUGAAAAAAGCUGAGGAUGAAGCUGGUAAAUGGAAAUGGUGGGAGGAAGGAAAGCAUGCAGAUGGUCAGAAGUGGAGAAGUCUUGAGCACAAAGGGCCUCUCUUCCCACCGGAAUAUGAACUUUUACCAAGCGAUGUGCAGUUUUUAUAUGAUGGAGCGCCUGUGCAGCUAAACCCAGCUGCAGAAGAAGUAGCAACUUUUUAUGCCAAGAUGCUCGAUCAUGAGUACACCGCCAAGCAGGUUUUUCAAAACAAUUUCUUCACUGACUGGAAGGAGGUAAUGACAGAAGAUGAAAGGAAACUAAUCAAGAAGCUGUACAAGUGUGAUUUCAGCAAAAUCCAUGCAUACUUUUUGGAAAAGACAGAAGCAAAGAAAAACAUGACGAAGGAAGAAAAACAGGUUUUAAAGGAUGAAGCCACUAAACUAACAGAGGAGUAUGGAUACUGUCUGUUGGAUGGACACAAGGAAAAAAUAGGCAAUUUCCGUCUGGAGCCUCCCGGGCUGUUUAGGGGACGAGGGGAGCACCCCAAAAUGGGCAAGCUGAAGAGACGUGUCCAGCCUGAGGAUGUGAUUAUUAACUGCAGUCAAGACGUAAAGGUCCCAGAGCCACCUGCAGGUCAUCGGUGGAAGAGAGUGCAGCAUGAUAACACAGUCACAUGGCUGGCAUCCUGGGUGGAGAACAUCCAUGGACACAUCAAGUACAUCAUGCUCAAUCCCAGCUCCAAACUUAAGGGUGAGAAAGACUGGCAAAAGUAUGAAACGGCUCGUAAGCUAAAACUGAGUGUAGACGAUAUAAGACGUGAGUACCGAAGGGCCUGGAGUGCUCGAGAGAUGAAACAAAGACAACGAGGAGUUGCUUUAUACUUCAUUGACAAGCUAGCUCUGAGGGCUGGUAAUGAGAAAGAUGAUGAUACCGCAGACACAGUGGGCUGCUGCUCUCUGCGUGUAGAGCACAUCACCCUCCACCGACACCAGGAUGGUCAGGACUAUCUAGUUGAGUUUGACUUCCUGGGCAAGGACUCCAUCAGAUAUUACAACAAAGUGCCUGUGGAAAAACAAGUUUUCAAAAACUUGAAACUGUUCAUGGAAAACAAGGAUCCAGAAGACGACUUAUUCGACAGAAUUUCUACAAUCUACCUCAAUAAGAAGCUAAAUGAGGCAAUGCCUGGACUGACAGCCAAAGUGUUUCGAACUUUCAAUGCUUCUACCACUCUGCAGGAGCAGCUGGGCAAGCUCACCAUUGAUGAUAUGACUGUGGAGGAAAAACUGCUGGCCUAUAACCGAGCGAACAGAGCUGUGGCUAUACUCUGCAACCACCAGAGGGCAGCACCCAAAACAUUUGAGAAGUCCAUGUUAGCCCUUCAGGAGAAGAUCAAAAAGAAAAAAGAGGAAGUGGAGAAAGCCAAAAAGGAGCUGAAGCAAGCAAAGAAAGAUCACAAGGAGCAACCGUCGGAGAAGUCAAAGAAGCUGGUGGAGAAGAAGGAAAAUGCUUUGAAGAGACUGUCAGAGCAGUUAAAGAAGCUCAAGCUGCAGGAGACGGACCGAGAGGAGAACAAGGUCAUCGCUCUGGGCACUUCCAAGCUCAACUACCUCGACCCCCGCAUUACUGUGGCCUGGUGUAAGAAGCACAACGUUCCUGUGGAGAAGAUCUACAACAAGACUCACAGGGCGAAAUUUGCCUGGGCUAUUGACAUGGCUGAUGAAAACUUCCAGUUCUAACACAGAAGAAUCUGUGCUUAUUUUUUUUUUCUCUGCUCAUUUGUUUUCCUUUUCAUUUCUUGUUCUUUAUUGUGACCAUUUUGAACAGCUACUAUUCAGUUUUCUGUGAUGUCGUGUGUUUUUGUUGUUUUUUUUUGACAGCCUUGGUUUAAAAAAUAAUAAUGUGAUGUGUCUUGUGUUGGAUUUAUUUCUAUAGUAAAAUGUGAACACAAAGCUGAA
Messenger RNA from Silurus meridionalis, 2964 nucleotides. RefSeq names its product DNA topoisomerase I mitochondrial (gene top1mt). Gene Ontology annotation, biological process: DNA topological change; DNA replication; chromosome segregation. The transcript is spliced from 24 exons. Lineage: Eukaryota; Metazoa; Chordata; Actinopteri; Siluriformes; Siluridae. The coding region runs from base 166 to 2745 and encodes 859 amino acids. Gene Ontology annotation, cellular component: chromosome; nucleolus. Gene Ontology annotation, molecular function: DNA binding; DNA topoisomerase type I (single strand cut, ATP-independent) activity. The record is from RefSeq and is a predicted model, not a curated record.